Messenger RNA from Ostrinia nubilalis (European corn borer), 1441 nucleotides. RefSeq lists its product as uncharacterized. The record is from RefSeq and is a predicted model, not a curated record. Lineage: Eukaryota; Metazoa; Arthropoda; Insecta; Lepidoptera; Crambidae. The coding region runs from base 288 to 659 and encodes 123 amino acids. The transcript is spliced from 4 exons.
CUACCUAAUCCCAUUCCAGAAAUGUAAAAUCUUUGCUAAUCCAAUUGCGUGGGAACCCUAAACCAGAUCAUCCACAAAUAAUUACUUAAACAAUUACUCGCCCUCGCCAACAAAGAAAACCAACAAUGUGUUUAAGAAACCCAUUACUACUUGCGAAUCGCGUCAAUGCUACGUAUACGGGACCCAGGGAGGGGGCCACUGUGUCGGUUUAUAAAGAUACGGUUAAGAUUCAAACUCCAGUUAACAUUUGGACAUUGAAGUGACGGUUGUAGAAACAUAUUUCAAAGAUGGCAAAACUUACGAUUGUAGUGACGUUGGCCAUCUUGUGCGUCGUUACAUCCAAACCAUUGGAAAGUUAUGAAAACAUAAUGGACGCAGAACUCAGUAUCGCACCAGCUCACAGCGUCCAGAAAAGAUUCAUCAACCCUGCUCUGACUUCGGGAGCCUUCGACGACAGUGGAUUCAGCAAAAUGAGGACUAAGCGGAGCGAGGACGAGUGCGAGAAACUGCAACUAUGCAAGCUUCACGCGCGCUCCAGGCAGAACUUCAUAGCAGCGUUUGAACUUUACUUUGUCAACCGAGAGAACGCGAGGCUCUGGGACCACAGGGCGCGGUCCAUGGCAGAGUGUGAACAGCGCUUCAACUGCUACGACAGAUGAUGGAAUGCCUGACCUUCAUGUAGCUUAAUAUCUAAAUUAUUUUAGCAAUUGGUAAUUAGUUAAGUUAUAUUCACUUUGGCAAGUGGCCUGUACUUGGCAAUUCUAUUCGUGGACAUUUUGUAUGACCACGCAACGUAUGAGACUUCAUACAAAUUUCAUACACCCCAUGUCAAUGUGAAUAUCUUUAAUUGAGAUCUGUAAGAUGAUUUUAUUCGAUUUCUAGAUAUUUCGUAAUAAAACAUGAAAUAAAAGACUUAUUGUUUAACAAUCCGUUUUAUUUCUCACUUUGACAGGAAAAUCAAACAUCACCACAAAAUAUAAAUGCAUAAACCACAAUUAAAAUAAAACCAAAAAACACUUUAAAAUAAAUACACCAUACACACCACAAUGUUAAAAAUCUUUUCUUAAUUUUACAUUAUUACUUAAUUUAAUUCGUAUAUAGUUUUGGUAACAAAUAAACUGUUUUUCUUAGUAUCAACUAAAGAUGGAAUGUCAACGUUAGUUAAUUUUAUAUAUAUUUUAAAUUUAUUUGCGACUUGUUCGUUUGUCUUCAAAAUACUGAAAUAAUGCGCAUGUACUCGUUCAAUGAGUGACACGACAUUUAUUUAAUCGGAAAUUAUGAUCAAGUAAGGUAAACAUAAAUAAAUAAUUUAGAUCAAAGAUCAAUACACAUAUUAAUUUGAUGUACAAAGAGGGUGUAAAGGCCCUGGAUAAUUACUAUCAUAAGUUGACAAAGUACAAACAUUAGGACUCAAAUUAAUAUGAUUCACAGUAUUUCAGAA